ACCCUGCCUCUUAACACUCAGCAAUGUUGGUGUAAAAGUUAAGGUUUCAUAGUUCACUCUGUAGCUGCACUGCCUUAAAUAUGUCUCUGCUGAUCAAAGUUAUUGUUGCUUUUAUUGGAAUACUAGUGGCAUUUUAUUUUUAUUCCGGAGACGAUGGAUUUGAUCCUGCAAUGCUAAAGGGGAAGAGGGUGAUAGUUACAGGGGCCAGUUCUGGCAUUGGAGAGCAGAUGGCAUACCAUUUGGCACAGAUGGGAUCUCAUGUCUUGAUUACUGCCCGAACAGAAGAGAAGCUGAAAAAGGUGAUUGAAAAAUGUAAACAGUUGGGUGCAGCUUCUGCAUAUUACAUUCCUGGAAGCAUGGACAACAUGACUUUCGCCAAGCAAGUUGUCCAGGAAGCAGAACGUUUAUUUGAUGGACUGGACAUGCUAAUCCUCAACCAUAUUGGAUACACAUACUUUAAUUACUUUGACGGAGAUGUGGACCAUGUACGCGAUUUAUUGGAAAUUAAUGUGCUAAGUUAUGCAACCAUGACGGUGGCAGCUCUCCCAAUGUUGAAAAAGAGCAACGGGAAUGUGGUGGUGGUCUCAUCUAUUGCUGGUAAAGUUGGCUUGCCACUUUCUGUUCCAUAUUCUACCACCAAGUUUGCCCUAGAUGGCUUUUUCAGCUCAUUACGCAUGGAAUUUAAGCAGCAGAAAAUCAACGUGUCGGUCACACUAUGCGUCAUAAGUUAUAUAGACACAGAUUCAGCUGUAAAUACUGUGUCAAAGGUGAUCCAGCAGCCAGCUGCUCCAAAGGAAGAGUGUGCCUUGGAAAUCAUUAAAGGAGGUACCCUGCGAAAAAGGGAGGUCUACUAUAAGUAUGAAGCCACCAAGAUUCCACUUCUCCUUCGAGAUUGGGCUCCAGAAUUUCUAGAGUACCUUGUCUUGAAAAACUAUGACAUGAAGAAAGUCGAGCAGACAAAAUGAUUGUCCUGCCAACUCCUACUUAACUUCAAUGUCAAAACAAUGUUAUAUUUAGAAUAUUUAAAUAUCUUGUUGUAUACAGAA
This is a messenger RNA of Spea bombifrons (plains spadefoot toad), 1046 nucleotides long. RefSeq names its product 11-beta-hydroxysteroid dehydrogenase 1-like. Gene Ontology annotation, molecular function: 11-beta-hydroxysteroid dehydrogenase (NADP+) activity; steroid binding. The record is from RefSeq and is a predicted model, not a curated record. Lineage: Eukaryota; Metazoa; Chordata; Amphibia; Anura; Pelobatidae. The coding region runs from base 81 to 965 and encodes 294 amino acids. Gene Ontology annotation, biological process: steroid catabolic process. The transcript has 6 exons. Gene Ontology annotation, cellular component: intracellular membrane-bounded organelle; endoplasmic reticulum membrane.